AUGUCAUAUUAUUCGCUCAUCGUGCUUUCCGUCGUGAUUUAUCUGGUUGCCGCCAGACCUGGCAGUCGACAAGAAACUCGCGGGCAAGAAAUGGACUCGCUGCAAACUGAAAAUGGUCAGCAAGGAUUCCCGUUCAAUGGGCAGCAAUCACCGACAGGAGUACAAGGACAGAGUGGAGUCUUCGGAAGACAAAACGGACAGCCAUCUCGAAAUGGACAGACUGGAUUGAAUAAUUUUACCGGACAACCUGGAACACUCGGAGGACAGCAAAAUGGUGCACUGCCACAGAGUAGCGAAGGCGAUUGGCAAGGAUUUGGGGGUCAGCAAAGCGGACAGCAAUUUCAAGGUGGACAGAGUGGACCAGAAGGAUUCAACAGACAGACAGGAGGCUUUGAAAACCGGCAGAACGGUCAGCAGAUGCAAAAUGGAAAUGGUGGACGACAAGGAUUUGGAAGUAGACGAGACUUCCAAGAGCGAAUUGACCUACUUGUAGAUAUGCUAAAGACGAUUGCGAAAACUGAUGAGAAUUUGGAAGUUGAUGGCGAAAAACAGCUGAUGCAGACCUGUUGCUAUCAAAAUGAAGACGAUUGCUCCAAAGACGAGUCGACGAAAGAGAUCAAUUCACAGAAUAUUGAUGAUUUUUCACAAAAUAUCGCUAUGUCUAAAGACAAUAAUUUAAAAAUGGUUAAUAUUCAAAACGAAUGUGAUGAUGAUGAUGAUAUCCAACUCAUCGCGUUCAACGAAAGGGACUAUGAAGCGGAAUUAGAUAAAUGGGCCAAGGCUUAUAAUGUUGAGAAUGAACGCAACAAAAUGAAAGCCGAAGAAGCUGCUCGUUUCAAAAAAGCAGAAAAAGAAAUGAAAGAAAUGAUAGCUAAUUUGCCGAAGGUGUACGAUUUGUGGAAGAAAAUAUUGGCUGAUAAGAGCAAAACUCGGAAAGAGAUGGCAGAGGCAAUACUCAAACUGAGUGAUGAACAUCCAGCGGAAGUCAGAAAUCUACUUUGGCUUAAUGGAAAUGUUAAAGAACUUUUGCACGAUUAUCAGAGAAGCAAGGGGUAUCAUUAA
Messenger RNA from Caenorhabditis bovis, 1062 nucleotides. NCBI's taxonomy places the organism in Eukaryota, Metazoa, Nematoda, Chromadorea, Rhabditida, Rhabditidae. The record is from the annotation of a GenBank genome assembly.